Molecule: messenger RNA, 3560 nt
Organism: Phacochoerus africanus (Common warthog)
Lineage: Eukaryota; Metazoa; Chordata; Mammalia; Artiodactyla; Suidae
Gene: DELE1
Product: DAP3 binding cell death enhancer 1
Exons: 14
Coding region: 122-1675 (517 amino acids)
Molecular function (GO): protein binding
Source: RefSeq, a predicted model, not a curated record
GGCGGUGAGCUUCCUCGGGGACUCGGCCACUCGGAGGGCGCCACGGCGGCCGCUCUAGCCGCCGUCCCCUGGCUCGGCCUCGCUCUCUCGGCCGCCAGCUCUCUAUGGUACUGGCGACGACAUGUGGCGGCUCCCGGGACUCCUCGGUCGAGCUCUGCCACGUCUACUGGGACCUGGCUUCCGUGGGGUGACCCCCAAGUCCACCAGCCCAGAUGGGACUCAGGCUACCUCCUCCAACCUGCUGGUCCCUGUGCCCGGCUAUGACAGGUCCGGCAGCCAUGGCCCAGGCCCAGGCCCAAGCAGGGGCCCGAGGUCCCAUGGAUGGAAGGAUGCCUUCUGGUGGAUGUCCGCUCGUGUCUGCCCAAGUGCUUUGUGGGAUGCCAUAUCAUGGGGCACCCUGGCGGUGCUGGCCCUGCAGCUGGCAAGGCAGAUCCACUUCCAGGUGUCCUUGCCAACAGGACCUCGGCGAGCGGAGCACUGCUGUUGGCGCCGCCCCCUGGACCGUUUCCUCUCAUCUCCCCUGUGGCAUCCGCCCUCCUCCCUGCGGACACACAUCCUGCCCAGCCCUGAUGGCCCGGCUCCUGGGCACCCUGGCCACAGGGAGCUCAGGCUGGGCCAGGACGAGCCCUCCGCUCAGCCCGAGAGCCUCUCUUCGCCCAGCUCCUUGAGAGCCGCUGGUCCCCACGGUCCCUCUGAGGAAGAUCCCAGUGACAUCGGCUUCCUGCCCGCCAGCAGUAGCUCCAAGUCCAGGGCGAAGCCAUCCCAAGCUCAGCCCACUGGCGAAAAGCAGGAACAAGCCAAAUCCAGACCGCUUUCCCUGGAGGAGGCCGUGACUUCCAUUCAGCAGCUCCUCCAGCUCAGCGUUUCCAUCGCCUUCAACUUCCUGGGGACAGAGAACAUGAGGAAUGGGGACCACACGGCAGCCUUUUCUUACUUCCAGAAAGCAGCAGACCGCGGCUACAGCAAAGCUCAGUACAACGUGGGCUUGUGUCACGAGCAUGGCAGGGGCACCCCCAGGGACCUCAGCAAGGCAGCCCUCUAUUACCAGCUGGCUGCCGGCCAGGGCCACAGCCUGGCUCAGUACCACUACGCCAGGUGCCUGCUGCAAGACCCAGGCUCCUCGUGGGACCCUGAGCGCCAGAGAGCAGUGUCUAUGCUGAAGCGGGCUGCAGACUCCGGCUUGAGGGAGGCCCAAGCUUUCCUCGGGGUGCUUUUCACCAAGGAGCCAUACCUGGACGAGCAGAGAGCUGUGAAGUACCUUUGGCUUGCCGCCAGCAAUGGGGACUCCCAGAGCCGGUACCACCUGGGGAUUUGCUAUGAGAAGGGCCUUGGCGUGCAGAGGAACCUGGGAGAGGCCGUGAGAUGUUACCAGCAGUCAGCAGCUCUGGGGAACGCACCUGCCCAGGAGAGGCUGCGGGCCCUCUUCUCCUCGGAGGCAGCAGCCUCGAGACCCAGCGACCUGGCGGUUCGAGGAGUCAAGUCUUUCUCCAGCCCCUCCCUCUGCAGCCUCAACACCCUGCUGGCAGGAGCCUCGUGCCUGCCGCACGCCUCCAGCACAGGCAGCCUCGGCCUUCUCUGCAGAAGCGGGGGUCUCAGAGCCGGCCCCGCGGACCCCGCCUGGGCUGUCCCCCCACCGCCCUUGGAAAGGAGUCUCGUCAGACUGGGUUUUGGCUAAGGGCUGGCCUGCACCCUGGCCUCACCCCCACUGGUCCCUCCUGAGACUGCCUCCCACGGAUGACUCCUUGGAAGCAGGGACUUUGUCUUUGGAUCCCAGGAUGCCCAGCACUGAGCACAAGGCCCUGUCAUGCAGGUCACAGACCCCUUUGAGAAUCAGAUGAAAGCAGUGACUCCUUCCGGUAGAAAAAUGCGUGCUCCCAACCAACUUUGCAUGCCAUCCAGCAGGUUCGCAGCUCCUAAGUGCAACCAAGGACCCCAGGGUAAGAAUACACCCUCGAGACCUUAAACAGGACAUCGUCCUGAACGGCAGAUGCAGAUCCCAGCCCUGCCACAAGCCUGCCAUGUGGCUCUGGGCCCGUCAGCCCUUUCUGUCCUAGUGUUGUCUGGGCUAUAAAGUGUUCCUUGUGACUCAAAUUGCUCAUGUCUGUGGAGGUUUAGCUGCUGACUUGGAGCAGAGCUGCUUAAUUUUUUAUAGGUCACAUGUUCCUUUGAAAAUCUGAUCGCUUCGUAUCUCCUGCCUAGAAAAAUGCCUGUACACAAAGUCCUGUCUGGUAUCGGCAGGUCCGAGGACUACAGAUUUAGCACCUUUGAGCUGCAGUGAGGCAGUGAUCCAGGCGCCAGCCCUGGUUCCGGUUUCCUCGGGUCACCUCUUCUCCCCAUCUCUCCUCGCCACUUCCCAACCUUAGCUGUGCACUGAAAGGCCACUGGCAAUCGGGGGUCUCCUCCAGGGCUGUGGUGUUCAGACUUUGUUUUCACGUAACGGAACCUUUUUUUCUCUCUUCCCUGGAGCUCCAAUAUAGAGAAGAGGGAACCCUGUAGUCUUAAUUUACCCCUUUAUUCUUUUAUGCAACAAGAUUUCGCCCCGCCUGGGGCCAGGUACUUGGCUGGUCAGGUUGGGGGGUCUGCUGGCCUGGUCUUCCCCAGCUUCUGUCCUUGACUUGGGGAACCCAACGGCUUGCAAAUCACAGAUCUUGUAAAGAGGGUACGCGGCCCUGGGGUGAGACGCUCAGAGACCUGGAGACCCUGCUCCUGAAGCACUUGGGGAGGCUCCUUUUCCUCCUCUGUAACAUGGAUAAUGGAAUAAGGACGCCUCACGGCCUCCAGGGGUGGGAGGUUUCCAUUACCCCAAGUUGGGAGGACAGCUGGCCCCUUUCUACGGGGAGCGAAUGGGUACCGAGCGCCCAAAAAGGACAAAAGCAGAGGCACAGAGGGGGAUUUUUACCCUCAGUGCCCAGGAGCGCGCCGCGUUAUUGAGGAGCUGAAUGACUGCUUGGAAAUUUCCAGGAAAAUGAUAAGGCUGAGCCCUGGGGAAAAAGUUGCUGUGUUUUUCACUCCCUCCUCCCCUGGAAGGUUGGCUGCUGUCAGUGUCGAUUUCGUAGACCCAGUUCCCACACUGUCCUCUAGGGCCUGAAUUCUCUGCUGUGACAGAGGAAGAUUUACCCACAAAGGGUGGGCUGGAAAGCUGCCUUCUGCAGCUGAAGGGCUGCUUGCCGGGAAGGACUGGACGCUGCAGAGGCCCUGCCUGCAUCAGGUCCGAUCCAGAAUCCCUGUCACUCUGGAGACGGGCGGGCCUGUGUGGCUUUGCAAAUGCCCUUUCCAACAGUGUUUCUUGAGGGCAUCCCGGGCAAGUCUGCUGCUGGUGUAAGCUCACCUGGGGGGGGGGGUUUCCUUCGCUUUUCUGGGCCAGAGUGUGGUGUCAAGGUCAAAGGCAUGGGUUUCUGUGUUGGGCAAGCCUGGGUCCAGUUCCUGACACUGCCUCUGCUCUCUGCUUGAUCUUGGGCAGGACACGCAGCCUUUGCAAGCCUCAUGGGGUUCAUAACACUUCCCCACCUAGGGUUGUGAGGAAAUUAAAUUAAAUCCUAUUGUAAAGACUGGUACUUGGC